Molecule: messenger RNA, 345 nt
Organism: Dibothriocephalus latus
Lineage: Eukaryota; Metazoa; Platyhelminthes; Cestoda; Diphyllobothriidea; Diphyllobothriidae
Source: the annotation of a GenBank genome assembly
AUGGGUUGCGAAUUGAGUAGUUGCCUUCUUGAUCGAGUGCGAAGUUUUUUGCAGACCGCCGAACAAACGGCUGCGCCAACUGAUUUUGAAUCUCCACCCGAAAAUAGCCGACAUAUCGAGUUGGACAUAUAUGUUCCAACAGAUGGACCGGACUCUCCGUUGAUGCUGUCUGAAGCAGAGCAAUCUGAUCCAUCAUCACCGUCUUCGUCUUCUUCCUCCGGUGAGUCGGACGCAGAGUCCAACAAUGGGGAUGGUGACCAGAUUGGCCUUGAUAAAUUGAGAGUGCCAUGUCCACAGAAGCGGCCAAAAAUCGAGGAAGUGAAAGACGAAAUUGACAAACCAUGA